GGUUUUCGCGGACUUGUGGAAGGAAGGAUCCUACAUGCCUCGGAACGUGGACGUAUUUGUUUUUCUUCUGUCCGGACAGCAGUGGGUUCAUCGAUCACCAGGUCGCUACAUACAGCACUAUUGUUGCAAGUAAUAGUAUCUAGAAUCGAUUUAGCCACGCUCCAACAGUGGGCCGGGCCAGUGAUACACAGGUGCUGCUGUCUCUCAGGCCGAGUCGGUCCUGUUGGAAAGGCGUAGCUGAGCACAGCGAGUCCGCAAGCAAGACAACGACUUCAGGAUCGUUGAGGUGAUCAAGAUUUGACCCUCUCUUGAAUCAGGUUCCGCUCAACAUGACAACGAAGGGCGGUGCUGGCGCUGCUACGUCCGAAGGCCUGCGCACAAAUGGCGGGACUGUCAAGCGGGUUCCUGUUCAGACUAGUACUGACCAGAGAGCUAGCUCAAUGACCUGUCGCCACACCUCGCUAAGACCAAUGGAAUGGUCCAGGUGGCACCCGAUGAUUCCAAAGCACUACGUACCACCGUGGCAACAAGACAUGGUCAACAGAGAGAGGAUUGUGCAAAAUGCUAAACAAGCUGGCUGUGCUGGCUGGGAGGGCCACAAUACGGUGUUCCAAGAGAAACGAGAACGACUGUAUCCGGAAGACGCCCCGCCGGACAGGUUUGCAGCAACCGAGCGCCGGGAGCAGCUGAGACCACCGAUCGCCAGUCCGUUCUCGCGCUACACCAGCGGCCUACUGACAUGUAAGCACUGAGCUGCACUGAGGAUGGCGGAGUGCCCAGGAGUACGUGCAGGACAUUGAUAUUGUCAGUGUCACUCUCCGGUAUGAAACCAUCAUGAUUUCACAGCACUGAAAGUGCAUGUAUCAGCAUAGCAACCAUUGCCACGUACCUUGGCCCAUCAUGAUUUGACAGCAGUAGAAGUAGCAGCAAGUAGCCGUUGCCAUAUCCCCGAGCAAAGCAGCACGUUUCACAGAAUGCUUUCAUUAUAGCAUUGCUGGUCAUAACUAUCACUGCACAUAAUUAUUAUUGUACUUUCAUAGACUCACAUGUGUCCGAGUCGUUGUACGCACAUGCGUGUAAUACAACCUAGUUGCUUGAAUAUAGCCUCUUGAAGCAGAU
Molecule: messenger RNA, 1119 nt
Organism: Sycon ciliatum
Lineage: Eukaryota; Metazoa; Porifera; Calcarea; Leucosolenida; Sycettidae
Exons: 4
Coding region: 330-752 (140 amino acids)
Source: RefSeq, a predicted model, not a curated record